AUGGGUUCAGAAGAAAAUACACCUCAAAUUCCGUCACGGAAAAAGUCUUCUUUGUCUUUUUCAGGUUAUAUUGGAGAUGAUGAUUUAGAAUUUUCAAUUUUAACAUUUUUCGGUGUAUUCGAUUCUAUUUCUAAUGUUCCUAUAAAGACAUUAGGCAGUUUAAAUCGUCAUGUUCGUAAAAAAAGAGAUGAAUUCAGGGAAAAUAAGGUUAGGCCUUUACAAAGGAAAGUUGAUAAAGAACUGGAGAAACUGAAAGGGCGUAUAGCGGAUAAAGUUGAUAAAUUGCAAAAAAAAUGGGUAGAUGGAAAUGUUGUUAGGGCAAGAGAUAAAGUUGCUUUUGUUCUUGGUGUUGGGAAUGUGUUCUUUAGUGCUUUAUUAAUGGGGAUGAUUCCUCAAAAUUUUCAUGUUUGGUAUUCUGUUCAAAUUUUAUAUUUUAUGCCUUUAAGAUAUAUUACAUAUCAUCGUAAAGGAAUGCAUUAUUUCAUUGCUGAUCUUUGCUAUUGGGUUAAUAUGAUGCUUCUUGUUUAUCUUUGGAUUCUUCCUUCUUCAAAAUUUCUUCUCGUGUCUACAUAUUUUCUUUCUUUUGGGCCAUUAUCAUGGGCAAUUAUUGCUUGGAAAAAUUCUCUUGUUUUUCAUUCUAUGGAUAAAGUUACAAGCUUAUUUAUUCAUAUAUUUCCUCCAACUGUUCUGCAUACAAUUAUUCAUAUUGUUCCAGCUGGUUAUACUUAUAAAAGGUUUCCCGCAUUGGGGAAAUUGGAGCAUAUUGAUAUUUUUCCUGCAUUUAUAGCGACUUCUAUAGCCUAUUUUGUUUGGCAGAUUUUAUAUUAUAUUUUUAUUCAAGUUAGAAGACGUGAGAAGAUUUCCGCUGGAAGGCCUACAUCUUUUACAUGGCUUUUAAAAAGUUAUUCGAAAACAUGGAUAGGAAAGCUCGUAUUGAAACUUCCUGAGCCUACUCGACCUUUUGCUUUUAUGGCAAUACAGUAUAUUUAUACAUUAAUAACUAUGGCUCCAUGUCCUUGGUGGUAUUCUCAUAAAAAAUCAUCAACAAUAUUUUUAAUAUCUUUAUUUGCAUGGAGUGUUUGGAAUGGUGCUUCAUAUUAUGUUGAUGUAUUUGGUCGACGUUUCCAAAAAGAAUUAGAAGAUCUUCGGAGAGAAGUUAGUACUUAUGAAAACCCUAAUACGCCUUAUCUAUCGAAAGUUGAUGAUAUAGUGAUUUCUGGCGAUUCUUUUUUAAAUACAUGUUCCAAUGCGUUAAAAACAGAAUUUCAAUUAAAUGAAUUUGUUAAUUCUGAUGUAAAUGAUAAUAAUGAGAUUAAUUAUUUGCGUAAAAGAUAA
Messenger RNA from Pneumocystis jirovecii RU7, 1335 nucleotides. Its product is annotated as glycerophosphocholine acyltransferase. Bases 1 to 1335 code for a protein of 444 amino acids. The transcript has 11 exons. Gene Ontology annotation, biological process: phosphatidylcholine biosynthetic process. NCBI's taxonomy places the organism in Eukaryota, Fungi, Ascomycota, Pneumocystomycetes, Pneumocystales, Pneumocystaceae. The record is from RefSeq and is a predicted model, not a curated record.